AUGGUUUCUGCGUUUAAGGUCCCUAAUCAUGCAUGGUCCAUGAUUGAAGGUGAAGCUAACAAAUCAGGUAGAGGACCUAGUGUCUGGGACGCAUUUACCCAUAAGAUUCCAGAGAGGAUAUUAGAUCACAACAAUGGAGAUAUAGCAGUUGAUUUCUAUCAUUGCUUCCAAGUGGAAGGAGAUGUGAAGGAAACAACUUUCUUAUCUGCAAUAUUUAGCAAACAAAACAACAAACAUUUAGUAUUAGAAAAUUCUAACAAAUACAAUAACAAUAUAUUGUCUUCUGGUUUAAAACAUUUUGUUAUGAUAUUUCAUUGGGAUACUCCUCAAGCCCUAGAGGACAAGUAUGGUGGCAUUUUAAACUCUAAUAUUGUGAAUGACUAUCGUGAUUAUGCGGAUCUUCUUUUUGAAACAUUUGGUGACCAAGUGCAAUAUUGGAUGACUUUCAAUGAGCCAUGGGCUCUUAGUGAAUUUGCCUAUGAUGAUGGACUUAUUGCCCCUGCUGUCCAAGAAAGGCAAAGUGGCCAGAUCGGGAUAGCACUUGUUUCCCUUUGGUUUGAACCUCUCUCUAAUAGGACAAUUGAUAUUGAAGCAUCCAAAACAACUCUUAAUUUCAUGUUUGGAUUGUGGAUGAAUCCUCUAUUCUAUGGUCGAUACCCAGGAAGAGUUCGAGAUUUAGUUGGAAAUAAAUUGCUCACAUUUACUGAUGAAGAAACUAACUUGCUUUGA
Messenger RNA from Hevea brasiliensis (rubber tree), 729 nucleotides. Its product is annotated as cyanogenic beta-glucosidase-like. Lineage: Eukaryota; Viridiplantae; Streptophyta; Magnoliopsida; Malpighiales; Euphorbiaceae. Gene Ontology annotation, molecular function: beta-glucosidase activity. Gene Ontology annotation, biological process: carbohydrate metabolic process. The transcript has 10 exons. The coding region runs from base 1 to 729 and encodes 242 amino acids. The record is from RefSeq and is a predicted model, not a curated record.